UAGUGUCAUUUAUAUUUUAAUUUUUAUUGUUGUAAUUUUUAAGUUUGAUGUCUUGGGACGGACAAAGAGCGGCAGCCAUGAGGCGCCAUCUUAAGCUCGCAGUCUACCAUGACUCUGUCAUUGUACUUGUUUGUAAUUUGAAAGCGCUUAGAGCAGAUUUGUAUAAACGCUAUAUAAAAAUAAAAUUAUUAUUAUUAUUAUUAUUAACUGUCCUAAAACCGAGGUGUCCUCAAACUUGACCGGCCCCGUGUGAACGUAGCGUAAUUAUUUAUAAGUAAAUUCAGUACAGAUAGGAAAUCGAUAAAAAUCGAUGAAAAUCGAUAAAAUCGAUAAUCACAGCAAAGCUGAAUAUCGAUUUUUAUCGAUUUCCGAUAAUGAUCGAUCGAUUAGUUACGGUUUGUAUCGAUUAGUAUCGAUUUUAUCGAUUAAUAGAUUUCAUCGAUUAGUUACGCCGGGUGUCCUUGGAGUUGUGUUCUAGCUGUACUGUACGGAGUUAGUUAUAAUUUAUACAUUAAAUCAACCAUCUAAGCAUCCUUUGAUAAUAAAUCCUUAGUUUUCCUUCAAAAAAAUAUCUUUUCCACCUACUGUUUCCAGUUUAUCCCAAUCCAGAAAAUACAGCUCUACGUUUGGAGUCAUUUCUUAUCAGUUGAUCGAUUUACACAUCACCGAUGUCGACAAGGAUGAUGGGAUUUCUGCAAAAUUAUGUCGUCAUUUCCGGUGUAACUAAAAAACGAAAUGGGGGAUUAUCAGCAGUACAUAUGUACCUCUAGGAUUAUUAAUAGAGAUCGGAAAUUUCAUUAUAAUCUGUCAUGGACUGAGGUUUUGACAGAUAUCACUUUUAAAGUGAUUCUUUUUUGUGUGGAUCAGCUUGAAAAAAACAAAAAAAAAAUAACAAAAAAACAAAAAAAAAAAAACCAGGAAGUAGUUUUAUUUUUAAAACUGGGUGACUAUGCCAACGACAUACAUAAAGCCUGCACAGCAGUACGAGGUAAUCAUAAUGAAAUUUUGAAUUAUAGGGCUCGCUAAUAGUUGUCGUUUUUUCUUUUUUUUCUUUCAGAAUUAAUCAUCUUCAACGAUUUUCAAACAUUUAGAGCUGGCAUCAAAUGGUCCUAAAGUCUGACAUACAUUGAAAAAAAAAACGUUCUUAAAUACAACAAUUUCAAGAAAAUGGGUAACUCUAAAGAUGAUCUAGUUCCACUUUUAAAUAGCAAGAGUCGAACCAAGAGCGGAAACAGAGGCGAACUCCCACAGAAGCAUUCAUCAAAAACCUUCGUAAUAUUAUGUAUUCUGGUAACAGAGCUAUGUGAAAGGUUGACAUAUUAUGGCAUUCUAGCAAAUCUUGUGCCUUUUUGUGAAAAAACACUGGGGAUGAAGAAUACUCUACCUUCAACAGUAAACCUUGUUUUCCAAGGUACUUCCUUUUUUAUCCCUGUCCUUGGAGGCUGGUUAGCAGAUAGAUACAUGGGUCGUUUCAAUGUAAUAUAUGGGAGUUCCUUAAUUUAUUUUGUUGGAACACUGUUAUUAUCUGUUGUUGGCAUUGAAGAUGCCACUCUUAAAAAAAUCACAAAUGGAAGCUACUUGGGAAAGACAUCUAAAAUUGCAUACUUUGUUUUAUCACUGGUGUUUCUUUCUAUUGGAACUGGAGGCAUUAAAGCCAAUGUAUCCCCAUUUGGGGCAGACCAAGUUAAAGAUCAAGGCCCAGAGGCARUUSAGAAAUUYUUCAWUUGGUUCUWYUGGUUYAUCAACRUYGGGGSYUURGUUUCCUWCACMUUARUUGUCUAYGUAGAACAAAACRUGRGCUUCUCUUACGGCUUUAUCAUAACAGCUGGUUCMAUGUUUCUUGCUAUUAUUGCAUUKUGUAUUAGUCGAAACAAAUACAUAGUGGAACCCCCWGGAGGAAGCAUACUGGGCGAUACAUUUAAAGUUAUUUGGACAGCCAYGAAGAGGACACUAAGAAAAAGUGAAAGACCUUUUCUACGGAUCAAGGGCGAGAGUUGGUUGGACAGAGCCAAGGAAACCAGGGGAGGGCACUUCUCAAAUGGUCUAGUGGAAGAUGUCAAAACCUUUCUGAGAAUAAUUCCCAUAUUUGCAAUGUUUAUAAUUUACUGGACACUUUACUCACAGAUGCUGACAACAUAUCUAAUUCAAGCUCAGUACAUGAAGAUAGUAGAUCUUCGCGGUAGUUCUUCGCUUCCUGUUGCAUCUCUGUCUGUGCUUGCCAUCGUUGCUGCUCUAAUUCUCAUUCCUAUCAUGGACAAACUUGUUUAUCCUUGUAUUCGACACACUGGGUUUAACUUCACCCUGUUACGGCGUAUUGGCACGGGCAUGGUCUUUGCGGCCUCUUCUCUCGCAGUGGCUGGAUGGGUGGAGAGCAAACGGCGAGAGAGAUUUGAAAAUGGACAUACUGUUUAUCAGACAUUGUUUGAUAAAAAUAUAACUGCGUCUGAUAUGUCAGUUUUCUACCAAGUGCCACAGUUUCUGCUCAUUGCAACUGGUGACGUGUUAACACUUAUCACAGGUCUCGAGUUUGCAUAUUCUCAAGCCCCUAAAAAUCUUCAAGGACUUGUAAUGGGCGUUUUCCUGGUCACUUGUGGUAUUGGCAACUAUUUAUCUGGUGGUAUGGCAAAUAUUAUCAGUUAUGCCCAACCAAAAUGGUAUCCAGCUGACAAUCCUAACAAAGGCCACUUUGAAUACUAUUUUUUCCUAUUGGCGGGGUUAAUGGUGGUGAAUUUCUUUAUUUUUCUCAUUGUUGCUCGCAAAUAUCAGUACGUUGAUCAUAAUAAGCGUGGGGCAUCGCAAAGGAACAGGAAUCAAUCACAGGACAGGGCUGUCAACUCUCCGGGAUAAAGCCGGAAGUCCUCAAUUUGUUUUAUCUAGAUACAAUAAUAUAUAAUCUAAUGGUUGUUCGAAAAAAUGGCAAAUUUUUAAAGUAUAUUUAAACAAAAAUAGGGACUGAACUACCUGAGGUAAAUAUUGGUGACCGCAAUUUGUAUAGCUAAGUUGUUCGCCAAUUGGAAAAUUUAAACAGUAUGUCUGUUUUACCAAUCUCGAGGUGUCAAACUGCCUGGGAUUGACAGCCCUGGUCUCGAUCAAAUGAGAGGAAUAUUGAUGGUACUUAACACUUGUACAAUGUACCUUUUGGAGACAAAUCUGUUUGUCAUCUUCUUAAAACAUUUUACUGAUAUAUUGCAAUAGUUUCAAUAGAUGAAAUAACUGUAAUUUGCUCUCUUCACUCACAAGGCUCAUCAAAAGUUCAUUUUUUUUUCAAAACUGUAAUUUUAAUUAUUUCACAAUUAUGGAAACCAAGUUUUUUUUACGCAAACAUUCAUAUGACUGCUUAGCCUACUUCUAUUGUUGGAUUAAAUGAAUGAAAUCUUUCCAUACUCCAUCUUCACGCCAACAGUUUAUUGUAAUUGUAGAAAUUACUAACUAACUGUUUCCAUUACAAAAUAGAGCUUCAAUUUAAGAACCUAGAGAGCCUGAUUUCAAGUUAAGCACCUGUUUAAUAUAAGAGCUGCUCAUGCUGACUUAAAAAAAUCUCGGUUUUUCUAUGCAGGGUUUUCCUGUAACCUACUCAUGCCAGUGACUGUACUCAAGCCUUGUCAAAGCUUGUUCAGUUAAAAUCCCAUUGUUUUCAAAUUAUAUUUCAUUGCAGAAGUGAACAGGAGAUGUUCCAGUUUUAUGUCUAUAACUAAGCAAGAAAUUUCAAGAAUUCAAUGACAGAAGUUGACAAAGCAGUCAUAUGUUAAUAAACUCAUGAAUUGGUGGUUUUAGUGACAUUAUGUUACAAUUUCUUUUUUCUUUUUGUAAAGUCCAAGAAACAAAAUGGUAUCAUUCAUCUGAUAAUUUCAUACGGCAUUGAAAUUAAAUCAAAAUUUAUAACUAAAAUAAUUUUACUUUAUACACCUAUUUCUGUAUACAAAAGUACCUCAACUACUUCCACAUAUUAGUCUCUCAGAUUCUUCCUAUAAAAUUGUGCACUCUUUCUAAGAGAUAAAAACAAAAUGGUUAGUGACAAA
This is a messenger RNA of Exaiptasia diaphana, 4019 nucleotides long. RefSeq names its product solute carrier family 15 member 4. Lineage: Eukaryota; Metazoa; Cnidaria; Anthozoa; Actiniaria; Aiptasiidae. Gene Ontology annotation, biological process: oligopeptide transport; transmembrane transport. Gene Ontology annotation, molecular function: transmembrane transporter activity. The transcript has 4 exons. The coding region runs from base 1168 to 2847 and encodes 559 amino acids. The record is from RefSeq and is a predicted model, not a curated record. Gene Ontology annotation, cellular component: membrane.